UCGAACAUCGAACGACGGCCAUAUCUUUCUCUAGUGACGAACAGGUGUACGAUCCGUGGUCAACGCUGCAUACGCACAGUUUUGUUGAUCGAGAGCUCUUUGCAUAGGAAAAAAAAAGAUGGCCCGGAUCGUCGCCGUAAAGGAAUAUCUCGAGAAGGCGUUGAAGGACGAGAACAAGCCAUGGGUAAAAAUGUUCGCCUUCGCGGAACAGAAGAUCGGCGUCGAUCGACUUUACAUCUUUGUCGGCUCAUUGGUACUGCUGGCCUUAUACCUGGUAUUUGGAUUAGGACAACAGCUAGUAUGUAAUAUAGUUGGUUUCGUUUAUCCUGCAUACGAAUCUAUGAAGGCGUUGGAAAGCUCCAAGAAAGAGGAUGACACAAAGUGGCUCACUUAUUGGGUCGUUUUCGCUAUAUUUACUAUAGUAGAGUUCUUUUCUGAAUAUAUCGUCUGUUGGUUCCCUGUCUAUUGGCUAUUCAAGUGUAUAUUUUACGUAUGGUUGAUGGCACCAACCGAGUAUAAUGGUUCCUUGAUUCUGUAUCGACGUAUCAUCCGUCCAAAGUUCAUCCAGUAUCAGCCUGGAUUAGACAGACUUUUGUCCAAUGCACGUGACACAGCAGUCAAAACUGCAGCGGAAGCAUUGCUGACCAAUAAGCAAGAUUAACGGAGCUGCAAAUCAAAUAAAUAGAAAGCCCAUUUGUGUCUUUCCCUUUUUACUCAUUCCUAGCAGAGACGGUAUGAAUUUUGUGCUUCGCUGAAUAUUAUUGGGCGUUCUACAUUAUAAGAAAUGCAAAGUGAGACAAGAAAAAUGUCGAACAUAAAUUUCGUGUACUCAAAUACAACAAGCCAUUGUUCAAAUGAUCAGGGAUAAACUUUUGUCCGAAAUCGCGAAUAGCAAAUAUCAAGCAUAGAAGAAUGAAACCUAACCUCACUCUGUAAAAUAAAUCAUUAAUUUAAAAGUAAAUCAUUAACAAAGUAGUAAAUGAUUUACUUUUCAGAGGGAGAUUUUUUUUUUUUUGUUCUUUUGUGGCUUUAUAUUCGCCAGUUAUUCGUAAAGAUAAUCUGGUUUUAGAAUUAUAAAGUAAUGUGAUUCAGGAAAGUUUCAGCAUAGUAUGGAAAUUGGCGUUUUGUUUUGCUUGAGACAUCGUCUAUAUAGCGGUUCACCGAGUGAAAUUGAAAAUAAAAUUUGGAGUGUUCUUGUAUAGUAGGAUAGGAUAUCGCGUGUGUUUUUGCCAUUUACGUAAUGAUUGAUAAUAUACAUAUGUAAGUGUACUUUAUUCUUAGAAUGUUUCACCAACGAUUUUAAAUCCAAUUAUCUGAUGAUUUAACUGAUUCUUCCUCUUUUUGUAGAUUAAUAUCGUGCGUGCGCGCGUUUGUUACCACGCUAAAUUUUCAGAUUCUCGCUAUAUACAUCAAGCUACUUUAAAAUAAUAAAUCAAUUUUUAUGUAAUAUUUAUAAAAACUAUUUUUGAAGUAUAUUUAUCGAGUAUAUUUAUCUUCGAAAUAUAUACUCAAAAUCUUAAGUCAUGCAUGUUACUUACGUGUUUUUAGAUUAUGCGAUAAGAUAGACUUUAUUUAUCAUAAUGAAAUAUAGAAUAUAAAAUUUUCGCUGUCUUGCAUCUGUCGCGAGAAUCGAGCGCAUCAUAUAUAUGAGACACUGGUAACGAAUGUUUAGCACCACUUUAUGUAUUAUAUUAAUGUUAAUCAUUACGUGUGCCAGUAAUUGCUUGGUUCACUAUUUUAAAAUAUUUGUAAUAUCAUUAGAUAAAAUGCGAUGUUGGUGAAAUCAGUUUUUAGUAGAUAAGUUUCUACGCACAAUUGAUAAAGAGCGGAUGUUUGAUUAUUAAAAGAUGGUAGAGAUUUAAAGUAUUAAAUUGGAAAUGGUACAUAAUGGUUCGGGGAAGUGAUGCAUAAAAAUUCACAAUAAAAAUUUAAUAAAAAGAUUUAUAUUAAACUUUAAAAAAAAAAUGUUGCCAUUUAAUUAUUAUAGUUGUUUAUCGCGGAAAGAGGUGAAACUUUUGCUGAAUUGAGUCAGAGAUCCAAACCUUUUAGUUCAAGAGUCGUCAAUGAAAGUGAAAGCACAACUAGCUUAAAUUUGUGUAUCAAACAAGUAAGUGAGUAAAGUUACAUCGUACUGGCAUCCGAUUGUCUUCUAUAUCUCUCUUCUUAAUUAUAUAAUAAUAAUAUACUACGUAUACAUUUUGGAACUUCGAGUUUGAAGUACAGAGACAAGGUUACGGUAUAUGCAUUGCUCAAAUAUAAGCCGUUAUCUUGAAUUAUUUAAUAGUUAAUGAUUAUGUAUAUCUGGCAAGAUCGGUGUUCCUUAAUUAUGAAUCGAGUGUCUAUAUCCUGCGAGAAACAGGAACAAAUUUUCUAUAUCUUUCUUCAAUUACUCUUCAUACAAUGUUACCAGUUGUUGCCACAAGAAGAAUAUUAGGAGCUUUAAGCAAAAUUGUAAAUUUAGAAAUAUUGACGGAAUUGUGCAUAAAUUGUCGCAUUGACAUGCAUCAAUAAAUAUCUUUUUAUUUUA
Formica exsecta is the source of this 2527-nucleotide messenger RNA. Its product is annotated as receptor expression-enhancing protein 5-like. The record is from RefSeq and is a predicted model, not a curated record. NCBI's taxonomy places the organism in Eukaryota, Metazoa, Arthropoda, Insecta, Hymenoptera, Formicidae. The transcript is spliced from 4 exons. The coding region runs from base 119 to 661 and encodes 180 amino acids.